GAAAAGAACGCAUGCAUUCGCAAGUGUUGAUUCAAAUGAAAGAACUACAUUGAUAUUAGCGUAUUUUGACGUUCGUUUGCUAUUUUUACACAUUUCCACCGAAUUUAUACGUAUUUGUCGGAAACUAAAUAUUCUGAAUUCACACCGAUUGCAACAAAACAUCCGAUCGAACGAUUUGUCGGAUUGUGUUUAAUAAAUUGCGAUAACGCAUAAAAGGCAAAUCGCAUCGAAACUACCUACUGAGUAGGCGAAAUAUGAGUUUACCAUUAAAAAAAAUUGUGUGUGUAAAACCAUAGGAGUUUGCGGGGUGUUGACGAGAAAAAUUAAAAUGUGUGUACAGCGGCGUAUAUGAUGCAUUUACUGUAGACAAUUAAAUUAAAUAAGUGAGAGUUCAAAGCGGAAAAGUUCCUGUGGUGCAAUGUCAACAGAAAAUUGACAUCGGAAUUGAAUGGUGUCUAUGCACUUGGUACGGUAGGAGUAAAAGAGCGUAUAUUAUUUUGCAUCGAAGCAAGGAAAACCAGGUGGUGGAAACGAAGGCAAGAGUCACGGUCUUGAAAAUCGGUUCUUGAAACAACAAGACAAUAUACACGGAACGGCGUCCAAGUGUGUGUGUGUGUGUGUGUGUGUAAGAAGACAGUGUUGGGCUUCGUUGCCGCCAAGAAUAUCGAAAGCGAGAACAACAACCUUUUUCUUGUCGAUACUUGCUGGCUUUAUGAGAGAGAGACAAAGCGACUGAGGGAUAGAGAGAGGUGAGACCACAUUUCUAGACACAAUUGACGAAUUUGUUGCUUCACACAGAUGUUUUUCACAUCAUGAAGAACUGAUGUUGAAUUUGAAAAAAAAAAAAAAAUAAUAACCGAACAAAAAAGCAACACAAAGUGAAAUUGAUAAACUAUUGUGUACGUUCAUUUGAUAUUAUUAUACCAUAUUUUGCAUGUGUCGGAAAAUUGAAAUUUAAAUCGAAAUGAAAAAAAGAAUCAAUUGAUUUCGCCCCACAUUUAUUGAAAUAGUUUCAUUAAAUACUGAAUGAGUUAUGCCACGAAUAGAUUGCAUUUCCUACUUCAUUUUUCGCAUUCCAACCGAUUUUUCGAGCUAAUUUUGUGUGACAAAUUACAUCAAACCUUUUAUCACAUCGGAAAUCGUAUUGAGUCGGGUUCUGGAUGAGGUUAUUGUGCACACGCUGAAUUCUGUCCUUUUGUGUUUCUCGUGUCUCGGUACUAAUUUCGUAUUCAUGAAAAAUGUGAUUAUUUUCAAUUGUGUGUUGUCUGUAAUCAUCUUUUACGCCUGCAUUUCAAUGCAUUCUUCUUGAUAUUUUUUUUUCAAAUUCGUUUUGUUCAUUUCGUUUGUUUGUUGUGUGCUUUUUGCGUUCACCCAUUAAUUUCAUAGUAUAAUAUUGUGUGCAUGUGCAUUUUGCAUUUUGUUCGACUGACUGAGUGAAAAAAGGGGAAAAAAUUGCCAGCUAUUAUCUGAACUGUAUUGCGUACGCAAACGAAUUCGCAAUCAUCAUUCCAAUAUUUCAUUUAUCAUAUUUUUGUUUGGAAAUUAAUUACUUCUUUUUAGUUUGAAUUUAAUUUGCAAGUUUUUCCAGCGCGCAUUAGUUUUCUCCUCGCACAUCAAAGCGAAUGUUCAGUGUGAUUACAAGUCCAAUUGUUGGUUGUGCAUAAACGUAAUAUUUUGAUCGAUUCGAAAUAUUGAAAUCGAACGAAAAAAAAUUUCCUUUUUCGUAGGUUGACGACUGUGUGGUGUGAUGUGUGUGUGUGUGUGUGUAUAUAUGUGGGUGUCUGUGUUUUGUUUCUUCCAAAUGAACGAACAAAAAAUUAAAAACUGCACCUGUAAUUACAAUUUGUAGUUCAUUGCUCACCAAUUUUCAUGACUGAAUUGCCGGUGAUUACUUUGUUUAUUGCAGCGUUUAGCGAUUAAUUGUGUACGCAUGUUAGCGCUUCCAUCCAGGUAUGGUCAUUCGUUUCAUAUUUACAUUUUUUGUACAUCAUUUUUACCCAGUGCAAUCAAUUUUGAUGCCAUUCCAAUGAAUUUGCUCUGCGGUCAUAAUCAAUGGAAUAAUUUAAUAAAUUUUCCCUUGAAGUCAGAAUAUUUUAUGUGCAGUAUACAGUGGUUGGGUGUUGAACAAUAAUGUUCACCUCAAAGUCACACAUUCCGUAGGAAAUUAAAGUUUAAUUUGUGGUGAAAUUUUGCAUGGAAUUCGCCAAACGAGUGUGAAAUGCGCUGAUUUUGACAUUGCAUUCCAUUUAUCCCGCACUCUCGGGACACGUGAAGGAGAAUGGCAGCAGAGGAAACAAUUUCAUUUUUGCAACAUUGUAAAUAUCCGCGCGACACAGAACACGAUGCUGCUAGCAGUUUUUCACAAAAGAAUGUUUUUAUAACGCGUUCUAUUGUUAUCAUGUGAGAGACACAUAUAUACAAUAAGGGAACGAGUGCAUUUGCACUCACAAAAUCAUUCAUAUAACCAGCUAACAUGUCGCAACUAAACAGUUACGAACGAAUAAUAAAAUUCGAAAGAGAGAGAAAAAAAAGCGACGGCAAGCAAAUAGCAAAUUGAUUUGCAUCAAUCAUUCAUUCGAAUUGCAUUUGUUCUAAAUUGUUUGUAUAAAUGACAUUCUCCGGAUCUUACCUGCAAUCAAUAUUGCAUUGCAAUUUCAAUUGGUUUGAUGCGCUUUUGUGCGAUGCAGAGAAUAUUUAUUGGAAAUAUGCUCACUAGAAAUUGCCAUAUUCGAUAAAUAUUUGCUCAAAACAUAAACUUGUUCCAUUUAUUUGAGCUAUGUGCACAAUGUUCGUUCAAAAUGCCACAUGAUAUUGCACAAUUUGCUAGAAUGCACGAACAAGUGGUUCCAAUUAUAGCAUCGAAAUUACAUUUUAAGAUGCGAAGCACAAGCGACGACUGUGCGAUCAGCUGAAAUUGAUGCGGAAACCAAUCGGUGAAUUUGAUGAUUGUUUUUUUCUUCUCAAAACCACACUUCUUGCUCCUAACACGUUUACUGGCAUCUUGGGAGUAGGAACAUGUAAAAACUACCGCAAACUAAAUUUAUUGGUUUCGGAUUUUUGUUUUGUUAAAUCAAUUAUUCAAAGCGAACACAAAACUUUUCGUUUCUUUCAAUUGAAUACCUUUUGGUCAGAUAAUGAGUCUGCGACAGAGGCUCGCCCUCUCGCACACUCUGUUUAUGUGAUUUGUACGAAACAGCAGGGUUCUGCACACGUUGUUGAUAUCAAAUUCGAAAACAAUACAAUCCGAAAGAGAUGAACAUAUUUCAGCCCAACAAAUAUAUAGCUCAAUUUUUCCUUAUUUAAUCUCAUUGAAAUGUACGACUUCUCUUUGUGAAGAAAACAUUUAACGGUCUUGAUUCUCAGAUAGCAUUUCAAUUAAGUCGGUGUGUUUCUUAAGCAAAACCUGGUGCACGGUAUUUAUUAAGUGUUUGACUUUGUGUUCCGUCCAUUUUUGCGAGUUGAAUUUCAACGGCGGCCCAAAACGUUGUGUGUUGUUUUGCGCGAAAUUCCAAUUGUAAACGUGCGUUUGCCAUGCAGAAAUCAGUGCACAAAGAAAGCCAGACAACAUAUCCAGAGUAUCAUUUACAUGUGAUUUUCAACUGAAUUCGUCGGCUGACUUCGUCGAUGAUUGCAAAAUUCGGAACGUAAAUCACACAGUUUAACAUUGGAACUAGUGGGCAAACGGGUGCGCGCACGUACGUACGCUCAUUCACUAUAUUUUGCUAAGUCGAAGACGAGCCUGCUUAGAAUUCCUGAGUAAUCUUCAUGUGGUAAUUGUGUGUGUGUGUGUUUUUCUCUCUCUUCUGUUAGCGCUUCACUUUAAAACGUUCCAAAAUCAGAGUUUUCGUUUCUUCAAGAAUGAUUUUGGACGGGGCAUACAUUUCCAUUCAUUCAUUUGGUUGUGAAUUAUCUUGUCAGUUCGAAAGUUGUGGUAAGAAUCAUUGUUUUUAUAUUGUUUGGUUCUUUUUCAUAUUGAUCGACUAUUUGGAAUAGCAGAUUUGAUACGAUUGAAGGAAUUUAUGGAGAAAAAAAACACACACACAAUUAAUCAAUCAAUCAAACAAACGCAAACUUUUUUUGUUUGUUCGUAGAAUAUCGAAGAGAUUUUCACCUAGUAUUCCUUAUUAAAUUAUUAAGCAUGUUUUGGAAAAUGGUUGUUUUUUGUUUUCCCGGAGCAUACGGAAUUUUAUCGGAGGCUAAUCGAGCGUAUUGUGACACCAUGCACAUAGCACAACAGCAACCGAUACUAAUUGAUCAAUAAUAAGCACUAAUAAAGGGGACGAUUAUCGGCCGUUCGGCACAGUCGUUGAGAUGCAGUUGUGACGGAAGGCGGUGUGUCCUGAAUAUCCGAAUUCAUCCAUUCCAAAGAGAUUUUCUUUUCCAUCUAGUUGGUGGUGUGUGUCUCUCUCUUUGAAAACGUGUUGUUGUUGCAUUUGUUGUUCCUGCUGCGACUGUCGCUUUCAACAUUUCUCUCAUUCAGGCAACAACGGUUGGAUUUUCUAAAAUUAGCGAUUAUCUUUUAUGUUCGGAAAAGAGACAGAUAUUCCGCAUCGAAAAUCUUAGUUUGAUAUAUAAUCGUCAACGCUUUCCACAUUGAUUCUUUCAAAAUCAUUUUGAAAAUAGAUUUCAAUUACUAAGUUCCAAGUGUGGUUUUUGUCUCACUUUCUCUACCUCGUUCAUUCGCUCAGUAUUCAAUGUGUGUGCACGUUUCGCCGAUUCCGUUGAAUUGACCUAUUUUGAAAAGAAAAAAGAAAAAUAGAAUUAAAUCAGAAAAAAAGAAAUGUAAUAUAUACACCCGCAAAGUGUUCAGUAUCUGUGGACAUGUGUUUUCAGUGCGAGAGACAUUCAUUGAGAAAGUAACUGGUGUGUACUGGCGCAGAGAAUUGAUUUUAUUUCAUAAUCAGAAAUUGAACGAGAACCACGAGAUUUUUCUCCCCACAAACGCAGACGGGCACCAAACAUUAAUUGAAUAAUUGCAAUCAAAGAAAAAUAAAACGUCAAAAAUCCAAAAUAAUUUCAAUUUUAAUUGAAAAAUCGGCAGAUCGUUGUAGUUUUGAUUUUCUUCGGUUGUCAACAAUAAAUAGAAAGCAAAAGUAGCAGCGACAAAAAACAAACAGACGGCAACACGAUGGCUAACCGGUUCUUAAUUAUUAUCUGUGUAUGCACGGCCUGCGUACACUUGGCAUGGGCGCAAAUGGGUAGAAAAGAUUUAGGGCAUAAAUCGAGUGAAUCAGUUCCUAUGGAAAUGCAUAGGCAACACCAAGGUCAACCGUCUAGUGUUUUAGAAUAUGAAGUGAAUCCUAUAGAAAGUAGCCAUUAUGAAAAUGAUUUAGUGCAUCGGACUAAACGGCAUGCCGGCCACAGUCACACGAAUACCGCCGAAAAUCGCGUCGAAAUGAAUCCAAUCACGAAUACAUUCAUAGAAAAAUUAUUCAACAAUUUUACAAAUGGUGAAACGAUGAAUCUCAUUCAAUUUGAAGAAAUGAUGAAAACAUUGAAACUGGACCGUUUCAUCGAAGAUAAUCAAUUGCAGCAGCAGUCACAACAACAUUCAGCGCAUUCCAAUGAAACGCAGUGCAUAUCAAGCGUGUCUUUAGUCUCACAAGUUGGUUCAACACAAAAUGCCGACAACAAUCAAAACAUCAAAAAGUACGAAAAAAUUAUUAACGAAAUCAGAGGUCAAUCAAAACCAUCAAAUGAAUUGAAUAGUAAACCGACCGACACAACCGAUAACAAAACAUCAAUCGAGGCAAUUAAAUCAAUUAAGGAACAAAUAAAAUUAGGCAAAAAUGAUUUAUGGUCACUUUGUCCAAUUCUACUCUAUCAAUUGGCCGUGCCGAAUCAAUCGGACCAUUCCGGAUGUGUAACGAUGCCGUUGUUGUCAAGCGAACUGCAUCACCACGAUGAUGACCAUCUCGAAACCGACCGACAAAUGGUGUGGAUUUAUGCGUCGUUGUCGAUCAUUGUGGCCAGUUUGUGCGGUUUGAUUGGUGUUGCUGUGAUUCCAUGCAUGGAAAAGCGUUACUACCACCACAUUUUGCAGUUUUUUGUUGCACUUGCCAUUGGAACGCUGGCCGGCGAUGCACUCUUGCAUUUGCUACCGCAUGCAAUGAUUACAUUUGCUGCGGGCGAAGACCAACACAAAAGCAUGACAUACAAAGGUCUGGUUGCGUCACUUGGCAUAAUUUUCUUCUUUGUGACGGAACGAAUCUUGGCAAUGGUUGCCGAAUGGCGUAAGCGAAUCCAAAAACGAGACGAUCCACCGGCACGUGUGCGUGUUAUGCGCGACCCCGAUUCGAUUUCAGUGAACCAUUCGUUGAACGGUGAAAAACAAUGCAAACACAAGUAUUCUAGCUAUCCAUACUGUUAUGAUGAAAUUGCACUUGACACCAAAGAUAAUAUACACCAGCACCAUCAGCACGGCAGCAGCCAUGGUGCGGCUAAGGAGAACGGAUUGAAGGCAUCAUCGACAUCACCACCAAAGGAGAAACUGUGCGCCAAAUCGUUAAACGAUCGCGCUAACGACUAUUCAGACACCGCACAAAGCCUAUUGAAUUCACGAAAUCACAACAAUAUCAAUGCUAACGAUGCUUACUAUCGUACCAACGAAAAAGAUGACGUUCAAACACCGGAUAAUAACACAAUUCUCACUAAUUUGGACGAUACAUCACUCGAUACAUGCGGAUGUGAACCCAAAAAAACAUUAACACCCGAAAAUUAUACGAUAAUUCUGCGUGAACAUGAGUCAAAACAUCAUGGCCACUCGCAUACGCACGGCCAUGUUCAUUCGCCACCAAAAACACUGUCAGCCGUUGCUUGGAUGGUUGUCAUGGGUGAUGGCUUGCAUAAUUUCACCGAUGGUAUGGCAAUUGGUGCCGCAUUUUCCAGCAGUAUUCCCGGUGGAUUUUCAACUGCAAUCGCUGUCUUCUGUCAUGAAUUGCCCCAUGAGCUUGGUGAUUUUGCCGUUCUGCUGAAAGCUGGUAUGUCAGCACGUAAGGCGGCUUACUACAAUAUCUUAUCGUCGGUGUUGAGUUUUCUGGGCAUGAUCGUAGGCGUGUAUAUUGGCGAAAAACCAGAAGCGUCUGCAUGGAUUUUUGCGUGUGCAGCUGGAAUGUUUAUUUACAUUGCGCUGGUCGAUAUGAUGCCUGAGCUGACAACGGCCCAUAAUGAGCAUUCAGCAAUUGUUCAAUGCUUCCUGCAAGUAUCUGGAAUGGCCUUUGGUGUUGGUAUCAUGCUGCUAAUUGCUCUAUACGAAGACGAUCUCAAGAAGAUAUUCAACGAAGACCAAGAACCGCACCAUCAUUAAAAAAACACAAUGCUGUCCAUAAUCUAUAUUCUGCAUUAGAUUAUAGCCACAGCAUCGAUGAAAAACCAUCGAUGUCUAUUUGCUACAGUAUAUAUUUCAUUGGUCAUAUCCAAAUAUGUAUUUAAAACCGAAAAAAAGAAGAGAAAACAAACAACUGCUUACAAACUCGAGAUUCAUUUGGCAUAAAUGCAAAUGAAUGUUUCUAACUGUAUUAAUGAAUUGAAUUAAAAUUUGAAUAACAUCCGAAUGUUGAACAGAAAUUGAAACUGAAGAAAAAUUGAAUAUGAAAAUGCAGUUAAUUGAAAUUGCAUCAAUCUAUUGAAAAUAAUAAUAAAUUGAACAAUUUUUUAGACAAUAAGCCAUUUAAUUUACCAAAACCACUCUAAUUGCAACUGUACGGUUGAGUGUCAGACAAAUGAAGUGUUGACCGUUGAGGCGGGAGGAAAAUGUUUGAAUUGAAUCGCAAAUGUACUUCAAAUUUCCCCAACACACACAUACACACAAACACACAUUUUCCGACUAUAUUUCCAAGGACGAUAAAAGAGCCAUAGUUGAAAUCAAUUAUAUAUUUUCUAGAUGAUGAAAGAACGAAAAAAAACACAUGUUCGAAAUGGCGAGCCUUUAGAAGAAUCAUAAGAAGUAAUCGUGUACAUUAUUUGUAAUAAAAACAAAAGACCAUUGUGGCUCAGUAUGAAGCAAAAGCCGUGGAAAAUAAGCUGAUUAUAAAUAGGAAAAUCGAAGUCUUAUUCCGAAAUAACUGUCAUUAAAUUCAUUUAAAUUCAUGUGGAACAUUCUCAACACUCAUAAAUGGAUAGAUCCUUUUCAUUUAAGUUGUUAUUAGAUUAAGCAAAAGGAAAAUUAACGUCACUUAACAGACGCACAUACACCGUUUGAAAUGCGUUUCUUCCACCUGAAUUCGUUUUGAUUGGGCAAUAUUUAAUCAUCGCAAUGCGCUGACAAAAAAUACUCGUUCAUAUAUAUAAAAGGUACAUCCAUUUUUCAGACCUAUUGCAAUAACCAAAAUUGUUCAUCAUACACACAGACACCUUUUUACUAACAAAUCAUUUCGUCUUUCUCAUUUCCAGAGCUUUCUCAGCAUGGCAUUAACAUGACACGUUAAAAAAAUCUCUUACACAUACACAUCCUUGGCUGUACUUAGGCAAUCUAAUUGAUGGUUUUUCUUAGUACGACUUCGAUUUCCAUAUAAAACCGACCGAAAUCCUGUACGACAACGUCUUACUUUUUGUGAAUGUCAAUAAAAUAAAAAUUACAGUGUAUAGUUGGCACAAUGUACAAACAUGUAUACUGUGAUGAAUCCACGUCAUUUAUAAACAA
This is a messenger RNA of Sitodiplosis mosellana (orange wheat blossom midge), 8641 nucleotides long. It is a transcript of the gene foi, whose product is annotated as zinc transporter foi. Gene Ontology annotation, biological process: intracellular zinc ion homeostasis; zinc ion import across plasma membrane. Gene Ontology annotation, cellular component: membrane. Gene Ontology annotation, molecular function: zinc ion transmembrane transporter activity. NCBI's taxonomy places the organism in Eukaryota, Metazoa, Arthropoda, Insecta, Diptera, Cecidomyiidae. The transcript is spliced from 6 exons. Bases 5129 to 7306 code for a protein of 725 amino acids. The record is from RefSeq and is a predicted model, not a curated record.